This is a messenger RNA of Nezara viridula (southern green stink bug), 1024 nucleotides long. The record is from the annotation of a GenBank genome assembly. Lineage: Eukaryota; Metazoa; Arthropoda; Insecta; Hemiptera; Pentatomidae.
UUUAGUCUCUUCUUUACCAAUGAGAUAAAAAACAGUAAUUUCGGACCUCGAAGGUUAGAAUAUGUCUAGAACAAUUUGAAGUAUGCAUCUUCCGUUAAUGUCGGCUUACAGUUGUGUUUUUAUUUAGUCUGUCAUAGAUGCUCAGUUAUUUUAGUUUGUUUUUUAAUGAUAAUAUUUUUGAGUAAUAAUUGGAUGAAGAUUUAGUUGAGAUUAUUAAAUUACACUGUUUAUAAUGGCUGAAAGUUCAUUUUCUGAAAGUUUUACCCUGCUUGAGAACUCAAGUGCUAGCUUGAAUGGGGUCAUUUUUCACAAUGUGCAAGCAGUUUAUUCUGCUGAUGAAGCUAUAAAUUGCACUUAUUCCAUUACUGAUGAAAUUGAACCAGAAUCGGGUGAUGUCAUUGGACUGUUCAAAGUCGGUUGGACUUCUUCUUCAGAAUGUUUUUCAUCAGUCCCUGCAAAGACCCCUGUCAAUAAAGAUAAACAGUUUCUAAAAUCUGUUUUUGGAGCUCAUCUGCUCCCCAAUGAUUCUUCAGAGUUGUAUCAGUUUUGUUACAUCUCCAAGAUGCGAGUUGUUGGUGCUAGUACUCCAUUCACAUUCGAGAGCGGUGACAUAGUUGCCGUAGAAGACCCAACAGAUCCUGGAUUACUCGUCUUUAAAUCGCGAGUGAGUCAGUUGAAAGAUGAACUAUACAAGCUAUCUGAUGAGAAAAGUUAUUAUGCUACUAAGUAUAAAUUAAUCUAUAACAAUUUUUUUAAAUUGAAGUCUGAAUUUGAUAAUGUAGAAAAAGAAUUACAAGUGGAGAGAGAGAAAACAAAGCGACUUGAAGAAGCCAAUGCUAUAUUGGAAAAUCAGUUGAAGGAGAAGGAUACUGAUAAUGAGUCAAAUAGUUUAAAAGAACUUGUUGAACCAGAAAAUUCAGGUAUAAGAUCGCCACCAGAAGUUAUUGAACUUGAUGAGGGCACUAAGCUUAAAAGUGAAGCAAUGCAUGCUGCUGUGUGGAAAUCUCUGUGUGAGGUAACUUAA